ACGUUCUACAUUCUGAUCCGAGGAUCAGCUGGAGGCAGCAAUAAACAGAAGGAAAAUCUGCAGCGGAAAAAACUGAGGAGAGGAGGAAAAAGCUGCAGAUGUUAUAAUCUAAAAACAUCAGUGUAACAUUUUUACACGAAGCCCUUCUUCUAAGAAGAAAGCCUUUUAUUUUUGUAUAAUAGUGUUUUAACUACCUCACUUAAAGACUAUCUAAAGCUAUGCUUUAAGAAUUGUUGUCGAUUUCUACUGUGUGUGAGAUCUCGUUUACAACUUGAAUAAUAUUGCAAAGGCAGGCCUUCGCUUCAAACCAAGUAAACCUUAUAUUUGCACUAGAGAAGCCUGUCCACACCUGUUUGUCAAAACCGAGAUCCAGCAAAGGGCUUCAAGUGAAAAAGAAUCUGACAAAGAAUUGCUUAAAACAGCAACAAGCGAUACCUAAAAAAUCCAAAAAGGCAGCUACAGGAUUUUCUUUGUGGACAACAAAAAGCACCUAAGUCAUCAACACUUGACAAAACAAGCAGUCAUGUUUCAGCGUCUGAGCAACAUGUUGUUUGGGGAGGUAGAAGAGGUGGCCGCUGAGCUGAAGGGACCCAACCCCUGUGUGACGGAGGCCGACGAGGAGGGAUGGAUGCUCGUCAACCUGCCUGAACAAUCUGACUGCAUGAUUCAGGCGGACGAUGAGACGGGAGCCCCACCGAUUGCACAAUCAUUCCCAGACAAUAACCAAUCAAAUCACCAAGUCACACAUACAAGGACUGAAUGCCCGGCCCCCAUUACCCAUCCGUCUCUCAAGCGCCGUAGGACACAUAAAGGUCGGGCACGAGGUGCAGUAGCACCAUCAGAUCCCCUGUCUUGUCCAAGCGCUAGUUCGUCAGACUUGGGUGCCACUACACCCAAGACCCUGCCGAGACGGGCCAGGCUGUCCACGCCCUCCUCCACCCCGUCAAUCUCCCCUGGCUCAGGAAGUGAGUGUGGGCGCAGUGGGGGUAGCAGUAGGGCAGGCCAAGAGCGAGGCUGCAUGGAUGAGAGCUGGUUUGUCACCCCUCCCCCCUGUUUCACUGCAGAGGGAGCCACAGCGGAGGCCAGCCCGAUGGAGGACCUGCUCAUCGAGCACCCCAGCAUGUCUGUGUAUGUCUCCCCGAGCAACUUUUCCAUGGUCUCCAACAGCAACCUGUCUGUGGUGGGAGAGGAAAGCAUUGUCAGCCUGGUGGGCAGCGUGAGCAGAGUCGCAGAACCAGCUGCUGCCCCUGCCACCCGCAGCACUAUGCCCACCAGGGUGAGCCGUGGAGCAGCUGCCCAGGCUGGUGCUCUGGCUAAGGUCACCCAAGUGGCCAGGGUCCAGCGUAGCAAAGCCCGCAUCGAGCGACGCCAUCUGGGCCGCAACCGUAUCCAACGCCAAAACCGCACCAGGGAGCAGGUCCCUCGCCACGCAGCCCACGCCAGAACCACCUUCCUUCACCAGCCCAGCAAGCGUAACAUCUGCCACUAAACUUCUUGAAACCAGGGGGCAUCGUUUACUCUGAGGGCAUUAGUAGUGCAUAGUCAACUCCAAGACACACAGGAUUAAUUGUAUUCACCCACCACAUAUUUGCUUUAAUUUCUGCACAUUAUAUCAUAUUACACUCAGAUACCAGUAGACCAGUAGCUUUUUUGUUUUAGUCAGGUCACAAACUGACUCCACCUGGUAGUUUUAUGCCCCAGUCUGCUGUCAAGCCCUCUGAGUAGAUGUGUGUAGACCUUUAUUAUACUUGUUAUCCAUUGCAGUAUCCAAACAACAAAAAAAAAAGUCUAAAAAAUAUUUAUAUAGGUUAUACAUAGUAAUAAUAAUGUCAAAAAAACCAACAAAAAGUUAAGCUCUUUUGAUUUUUUUCUCCUAUCUUAGUUAAAUGUUCUCUUUUAUUUAAUUUCUCGUCAAGGUACGUUUUUUUUUUAAUUAAUACAAUCAUGUAAUCCUAAAAUAUAUUUUUUAAUUUGGAGAUGAUUUUAAAUAACCAAGUGUACUUUAAAACCUUUUCUGGUGAAAACCAUGUGAGAAAGAGACAAGUUAAUCUUUGCAGAGAAAGAAACUCAUCUCGUCUUCGAAGCUUUACAUUAUAGGUGAUUAUAUUUUUCAGAAAAGGUGGAGGGAUAUACCGUGAGUGACAAGUGUGAGAGGAAAAUCACUAGACAUUUGUUUUUCUCCAGUUUAGUCUGUCAACUUGUAAAGUAAAAGACAAAGGCACGGAAACGUGGGGCAACCUAUUUCAUCAUAGGAAACAAAUAUUGUGAUAGUUCUCUCUUCUCACUAUAUGAAGGAUGAGAGCAAGUAGAAGAUGGUGGGAGUAUGAGCAAAACAGACUAAAGAGUACAAAUAAUGUCUUGAUGAAGUAGAACUAGACAUUAUUAAAAGGACUGUGGUCAACAUGAAACAUAGGAAGGUGUUAUGUAACCCUCUGAGCAGCCUGUGAUCUUGUAGAAAAUGACCCUUCUCAUCUUCAUUCCAUCUGUGUUGCUCUGAAUAAUGAAUAAGGCAUUUUCUUUUGUGAACAUGUAGAUUGAUGUUUUUCGCACUCGUAAUAAAUAUAUAAAUAUAAAUAUUUAUAAGGACUAUACAUGAGUUGAGGUGAAAGAAUACAGGGCUUGCCUUUGGGUUACAGGGUAUGGCAAGUUAUAGUAAGUGCAGAGCGUUAUCGAUGGCAACUCUUUAUUUUGUUUUGUGAUAUUGUUUUCUGCUCAUUUUUUCUUGUUAAUCAGAAUAUUAUUUAACAGUCUCUCUCUCUGCAUGGUUCCACCAAUGAAAGAAAAGAAAGCGUGUUACCGUCAGACAAAGAGAAAGUACACUUUUAGCUUUUAAAGCCAACUAAUACAAAAUCACUCCCUGUGGCUCAUACGACAGCAUGAUUAUCAUUAAAUAUGUUGUCUGGAAACUAAAGUAAUGUGCCUGGCACACAUCAGCCAUUUUCAUCCACAGUGUGUGCUAUGAUCUUAUGUUAUCCAUGUAAACACCAAAAAGAAAGUACGACCUCUUUACACAUUAGUCUCUUUCAUUGAAAAGUCACUGACUGCCCGGGAGGCUGAAGAAAGUGGAAGAAAUGUCUCCUCAAAGCCUAAAAACGGCCAUCUUCCCCUUCAACACAUACAGAACUAUCAUCUUCCCUAUGGUCGUGCAACCCAUUGCUCUCUAACGUCUACUCUAUUUCUGUUAGCACAUCCAGCUCUAACAGUUUCCACUUAAAGAUCUAGCUUACUGAUAUGUAUUCAACAACAAUAGUAAACAAUGGUGCUGAAGUGUAUACUAAUGUUUGUAAAUUAUUUGAGACAUGGAUGUAAGUUUGCACUGUCAUACAUUGUGUGAGUCAAAAUUUUAGCGGUGUGCUGUGUGUUUGUUUUUUUCCUUUCUUUACUUUUUCUUUUGAUUUAAAUUGUGUGUGAGAAGGUGUACUGACACGUUAAAUGCUAGAAACUCUUUAAAAAAACAUGAAUAAUAGUCAUUUAUUUCUCUUGUAAAUAUUACAAAACAAUUUAUAACGCUCCGUUAGAUGUCAAAGCCUCUCAAGUCCACAACGUUGUGUCGGUUGGAACUAAUGAGAAAUCCUCUCUCUGCCUCACCUCUGUGCUCAUUAUCAAAUCAAGAGGGCAUUUCAGUGGCCAAAAGUGGUGUCUUUGCCCCAACCUCUGUCCCAUCUCUUUGAGGUGCACCAUAAAAACAGCACGAGACUCAGAGUUGAUGUGCCAUAGGCAAACACUGCCCUCCAGAGGGUCCACUUAGCACAGCUCCAGCUGUAUGGAUGCUAAUGAGGAUACAGUAAAAUGACAAGGUUUUAAUACAAUCUAUACUGGUGUGUAAAGGACAGACUGUCAGUCUGUCAGAUUGUUUGGAAAAUGGAAAUGUUUUGUCCCAUUUUAAAAUUCAUACCAAUACCACUCUGUUCAAAAUCUGUUCAUAUUUGUUAAUUUAUGAUAUAAUUAUGAAUGUUAUCUUUUAUUCUGUUUAAAGAUGACUAUUAUGUAUCCUGUUAAUUAACUCUGAAUGGUGCAGGAGAGGGAUCUGAGGUGAUGAGUCUAACACACACCCAUACACACACACACACACACACACACACACACACACACACACACACACACACACACACACAACCACACACACACAGAGUUUGAAUUAUGUUAGCUUGUUGUAAAAUAAUACAUACAGAGUAAAAAACAGGGUAAUAGAGAUCACAGGUGAAUGUGUGUGCAAACAAAAAGUACGGUGUAAAGACCACCGCAGGUACGAUUUUCUGCUACAAACGUGUUUGCUUCCAUUUGAUUUCUUCCUUUCUCACCCUUGUCAUGUAAAAAGGAAAUGUGUUUUCACUUUGUCGUGUGUGAUUAUUGAAAGGUGUUGUUUAAGGGUGAAAGUCAACAAUGGGGAGCGGGAGUGGUCAUAUGAUGUGGACAGGGAAAGGAUGAGGCAGCAGAUAGUUUAUAUAUUAAAAAAAAACAAUAAUUAAAUGUAUCCUAAAAAAUACAAUAGAAUAUGCUUGUAUUUUCCCAUAUAGUUAUUAUAACAGUUGUUCACCAAUAUGAUGUUUUAAAUGAGAGGCAUUGAAUGUCUGGUGAGUUUCAUAUGUUUUAUGUUGUGCCCUGAAAUGGCAGCUUAAAAACACUUGGGGUUUUAGCCCAUGUUACAUCUCAAUUAGUACACCCGUCCCCUCAUAAAAAGGAAAUAUAUAGACAUAAAAUCUGGUGUAUCUGAUAUCUACAGUAUGGUGAUUGUGCCUUUCACUAUCUCUGCAUGGUUUUUGUAAUGUACUGAUUUUUCCAUCCCCAAAGUGGACAGUAGUCCACUGACAGGCAAGACCUAUGCAAAAACCAACGGAUGGGUUUUCCAGCAUCCAUUCAGAAAACACAGGUACCCGCCAAAAAAACAACAACAACAAUAAAUACUCAGGUUAA
Messenger RNA from Cottoperca gobio, 4914 nucleotides. It is a transcript of the gene tp53inp2b, whose product is annotated as tumor protein p53 inducible nuclear protein 2b. Bases 524 to 1489 code for a protein of 321 amino acids. The record is from RefSeq and is a predicted model, not a curated record. Gene Ontology annotation, biological process: positive regulation of DNA-templated transcription; autophagosome assembly. The transcript has 4 exons. NCBI's taxonomy places the organism in Eukaryota, Metazoa, Chordata, Actinopteri, Perciformes, Bovichtidae. Gene Ontology annotation, cellular component: nucleus; autophagosome.